AUGCUUCUCCCCCGAGAUGUCGAGGCAGAGGGUGUGCUUAAGCGCCGACAGUCAGAUCCCAGCAGUGGUUCCGGUGGAGGAUCGACCGUGAUCGUUGCGGUCGUGGUGGCCGUGGUCGCCGUCGUGUUGGUACUUAUAGUAUCAUGGUAUACCCUGAGAAGGUUACGCUUCAAGCACGAGAACCCGCGAUACGUACCGACAGAGUUCCUCAAGAAGAGGUGGCGGAAUUGGAAACCUCGGAAGCACAGUCUAUCGAAGGGCAACUACAGUGCGAGGCUACAAGAGGACUCCGAUGUGCCAACAUUACAGCUGCGAAGCGAGAACCGAAGCGCCCGAACAAGUCGACAAGACCUGCCGGAUCUCGAGCGACAACAGGCUGAGCAGACUACUACACAAGCCGGGGAUGGCGUCAACCGUAACACCAGCGUGCGAUCAGUCAUGACACUGCCAACAUACUCGCGAUCGGUCCGCGAGAAUGAACGAGUGUUGGGGCGAGAAGGUGAAAGAGACGGAAUUGAUGUUGUCGUCGAAGCACCAGAAGGGGAAGAGGAGGAGGAGGAAAGACGCGAGGAAGAGAUGGAGAGUCUGUACCAGAUCCGGCUACAACGACGAAGGGAAGUUGAAGAGCGAGAAGAUCGAAGAAGACGAAGACGAGAGGCCAGGCAAAGAGGCGACUUCGCAGAGGUCGAGCGAAUUCGACAAGAGGGUGUCGCAGCAACGUCGCAGAGAGAAACCGCUGGUGCGUCGGCUAUGAUCACCGAACACCAAGGGAAGAACAGAGACCGGAGAAUCAGCAGUGUCAGCUAUGCUGAUGUGGGUGUUGCUCGACACGACGGCACCAGGAUACGUGCGGGUUCUACAGAAUCGGAUAGCAGACCUCUCCUGGACUCUGCAGCGAGUAUCAGUGGUGGUGCAAGUCUUCGUCCUUGGUCUACGCGGGAUUCGCAUGGUUUCACCCAUCAUCGAAACCAGUCGCAGCAGACCUUCAACUCUGCAUCGGAUGACUCCUCUGAAAUAGUUGAUAUUGGGGAUGCACCGCCGUUUGGUCGGGCUGGAAGCGACUACGAGAUCGUUACCAUGAACCAAGGCGGCCACUCACGCAAUGGGUCGGCGAUAAGCACUCCUGCGGGUGGUCGAAGUCGGGCAUCUACGACAAACACCAUGCCGGUGCGGCCCUCUAUUGACACAGCAGUCAGCGGAGACCUUGGCGAGUCACAGAUACCCAGCGCUGAGCCGCCUUCGUAUGAUGGCGACGGCUUCGAAGAGGCCCCACCCUAUACCUCGCCGAUCCAACAACGAGCCCCAUCAUUGCGUUUGUCGGCUACUCAGCAGCCAGACUCCGAAAGAUCAUCUUCCCCCAACGGUGCGCCUCUUUUACCUGAAAUUGGUCGAUUGCCCAGCAUACGAAUAGCGGAAGCCACUCCAGUGAAUCCCGCCGCGCCCACCUUCCCAGCCACCGUCAGGGAAGACACUCAUCGUGAGGGGGACUCAUGA
Zasmidium cellare ATCC 36951 is the source of this 1494-nucleotide messenger RNA. RefSeq lists its product as uncharacterized. The transcript is spliced from 2 exons. The record is from RefSeq and is a predicted model, not a curated record. NCBI's taxonomy places the organism in Eukaryota, Fungi, Ascomycota, Dothideomycetes, Mycosphaerellales, Mycosphaerellaceae. The coding region runs from base 1 to 1494 and encodes 497 amino acids.